AUGGAAUGAAAAGAAAAACCACAGAAAGAGACGAUAGAGAGCGUCGUAUUAUCUCUUGUGUUUAUGAGUAAAUGAUACGCGUUUAAUUCGAUCAAACAUGAAUGAGGAGAAGUAUCCGCGAUCAUCCAUUGAGGAUGAUUUUAAUUAUGGCACGAACGUCGCGACGGCGAGUGUCCACAUCCGGAUGGAUUUCCUCCGCAAGGUCUACACCAUCCUGUCAUUGCAGAUUAUCGUCACCACUGCUGUGUCUGCCCUUUUCAUGCUCUGUAACCCCAUUAAAAACUUUGUGCACGAAAGUCCCGUGCUGGUGUUGAUAUCUGCUAUCGGGUCCCUUAUCCUUCUCCUUGCCUUGGCUGUGUACCGUCACCAGCACCCCAUCAAUCUUUACUUGCUGUUUGGAUUUACUCUGUUGGAAUCUCUGUCUGUAGCCACUGCGGUGUCAUUUUAUGAGUACACCAUAGUGCUCCAGGCCUUUGUGCUCACGUCUGCUGUGUUCCUGGGUCUCACUGCCUACACUUUCCAGUCUAAAAGAGACUUCAGCAAACUCGGAGCCAGUCUGUUUGCUGGCCUGUGGAUCUUGAUCAUUGCAAGCUUUAUGAGGCUUUUCUUCUACAAUGACACGAUGGAGUUGGUCUUCGCUGGGGCUGGAGCUCUGCUGUUCUGCGGGUUCAUUAUUUUCGAUACUCACUUGCUGAUGCAUAAGCUGUCACCGGAGGAGCACGUCCUGGCAUCCAUCAACCUGUACCUGGACAUAGUCAACCUGUUCAUCUACAUCCUGCGCAUCCUCGACUCCAUGAAGAAACACUGAAUGUUAGAUGCUCCUCUUCACUUUCUGAAGUGAAUUCUGGGUGUAAUGCUGGGAGUGGUAUUAAAAUAAUAUUCUUUCAUUUAAUAGAUUCCAUGUAUAAUAAAUAAUGUUGUAACUAAUCAAAUAAUAAUAAAGAUCUGCACACAAAAAAUGUAUACAACAAUCUAAAAUAUUUAUUUGAAUAAAAGUCUUCAAAAAAUCA
This is a messenger RNA of Carassius carassius (crucian carp), 1010 nucleotides long. RefSeq names its product protein lifeguard 4-like. Gene Ontology annotation, cellular component: membrane. Gene Ontology annotation, biological process: negative regulation of apoptotic process. The record is from RefSeq and is a predicted model, not a curated record. Lineage: Eukaryota; Metazoa; Chordata; Actinopteri; Cypriniformes; Cyprinidae. The transcript is spliced from 7 exons. The coding region runs from base 98 to 808 and encodes 236 amino acids.